Messenger RNA from Fraxinus pennsylvanica, 615 nucleotides. The record is from the annotation of a GenBank genome assembly. NCBI's taxonomy places the organism in Eukaryota, Viridiplantae, Streptophyta, Magnoliopsida, Lamiales, Oleaceae.
AUGACAGGAUAUACACCACUCACGGUGGAGCGCCAGGCUAAUGUAAUUCGCAAAACAACUGUACUAGAUGUAAUGAGAAGACUUCUUCAGACAAAGAAUAUCAUGGUUUCCUCUGCUCGAACAAAAGUAGCCAGUCAGGCAAAAUACAUAUCAAUAUUGAACAUUAUUCAAGGAGAAGUGGAUCCUACUCAGGUUCAUGAAAGUUUACAGAGAAUACGCGAAAGAAAGCUUGUUAACUUUAUUGAAUGGGGCCCUGCCAGCAUUCAGGUUGCUUUAUCUAGAAAGUCUCCUUAUGUUCAGACUGCUCACAGGGUCAGUGGUCUCAUGCUAGCAAGUCAUACUGGUAUCCGCCACUUAUUCUCCAAGUGUUUGAGCCAGUACGAGAAGUUGAGGAAGAGACAAGCUUUUCUGGAUAAUUACAGGAAUCAUCCAACGUUUGCUGAUAAUGAUCUUUCAGAAUUCGAUGAAUCUAGGGACAUAAUUGAGAGUCUUGUAGAUGAGUACAAGGCUUGUGAAUCCCCAGAUUACAUCAAGUGGGGAAUGGAGGAUCCUGACCAUAUUUUAUCAGGGGAAGGAAAUGCUACCGGAUCAGUGGACCCUAAAUUGGCAUUGUGA